Messenger RNA from Musa acuminata AAA Group (dessert banana), 972 nucleotides. RefSeq lists its product as uncharacterized. NCBI's taxonomy places the organism in Eukaryota, Viridiplantae, Streptophyta, Magnoliopsida, Zingiberales, Musaceae. The transcript has 4 exons. Gene Ontology annotation, biological process: translation. Gene Ontology annotation, molecular function: structural constituent of ribosome. The record is from RefSeq and is a predicted model, not a curated record. Gene Ontology annotation, cellular component: ribosome. Bases 363 to 647 code for a protein of 94 amino acids.
CCGACGGUUCGUCGAUCUCGGUCGACGUUUGCUCGCCUCUUCCCGUCCUGCCCUCUACCCCCUCCCUCCGGAAUGCCUCCGAUCAGUGGCGUUCCCCGUGAACCCCUCCAACCUCAAGCCUGUUUGCGCUGACGUGCUUCCCCCAGCUCUCCGCAACCGGCCGCCAGGUUUAGAGUUUUAUCCUUCCUCUCAUCUCCGUUCGGCGAUGCAAGCUCGUUUUUAUGCGGCAAAGGAAAGAUCGAGAGCCCCGCUCACGCCAGUUACUGAUUUGACUGCAUGUUGUUAAAGGCGAUGCAAGCUCGUUUUUAUGCGGCAAAGGAAAGAUCGAGAGCCCCGCUCACGCCAGUUACUGAUUUGACUGCAUGUUGUUAAAGGCGAUGCAAGCUCGUUUUUAUGCGGCAAAGGAAAGAUCGAGAGCCCCGCUCACGCCAGUUACUUCUAAAGUGAAGAAAUACAAGCUCAAGUCUUACUCGUCUUUUAAGUUCAGAUUUAGGACCAUGAACGAUGGACAAAUACGGAGAUGGAGGGCUGGAAAGCGGCAUAAUGCACACUUGAAGUCAAAGAAGGCAAAACGGAGACUCAGGAGACCUGAGAUUGUGCAUGCAGCUUAUGCAAAGGUUAUGAAGAAGCUGAACUUUUGUGCUUAGGACCGAAAAGCGUGAUUAUUCUUCUGACAAAGAUUGUGCUUCGAUUAGUAACCCUCAGGUUGUCUCAAUGCAACUUAUCCGGGCCAAGUUUGGCAUUCAGCUGCUUAAAGAUCCAGGACUUCGAAUCAUAACCCUCAGGUUGUCCCUGGGCUUUUUCUUAUUUCAGAGGGAAACAAUUAAGCAGCAGACUGUCAUUUUGUCUUAUAUUCCUGGUAAUUGAAACAAGUCCUUGUUCUUUAGUAAUUUGAUUGCAAUGUGAAUUGACAUAAACUUACAUAUAGUCUGACUGUGUAAGCAUCAUAAUGCAAUAAGUGUUGACGUUGGA